AUGAGCGCCUCAACAUCAACAAACCCCGCUGGCGGGCUUCCUUUACUCAUCGACAACGGUACCCUUGAACUCACUUCGGUGAUUGGCACCGGUGCAUACGGAGUUGUAUAUCUUGCAGUAGACUAUAAAUACGCUCAACCAUUGUGGCGUGCGGUCAAAUGUCUUCGUCGGCAUGGUCUUGAUUCUCGACAAAGACAUUUCCAACGUCGUGAGAUUGCCCUUCACAGAUUGGCAUCGGCACACCCUAGUAUCAUUGCCAUGGACAGGAUGAUUGAAGAAGGCGACAACGUAUAUGUAGUGAUGGAAUUCGGAGAUGAAGGUGACUUGUUCGCCAUGAUCACUGACAAACAACGAUAUGUCGGCGAUGACGAACUCAUACGUGAUGUAUUCCUGCAACUGCUGGACGGAGUAGCUUGGCUUCAUUCUCUUGGCAUCAGUCAUCGUGAUAUCAAACCAGAAAAUAUCGUAUGUUCGCAAGACGGAACACGAGUACGCAUCUGUGAUUUCGGUCUUGCAACAUCUGAGCAGGAAUCAAGCGAGUUUGGAUGUGGUUCCACAUUCUACAUUGCCCCAGAAUGCCUCGGUGACUGGUUUCCCGAAAACACAUCAUACCCUACACGACCUGUAGAUGUCUGGUCUCUCGGAGUGAUACUGGUGAAUCUCGUCUGUGGUCGAAAUCCUUGGAGAAUCGCAUCACCGUCUGAUGAAUCAUUCAACUCAUUCCUCAAUGAUCCCACGUUCCUUCGACGUAUCCUUCCCAUAUCAUCACAGUGCCUUUUUGUCCUCCAACAAAUAUUCACCAUCGACCCUGCUGAACGAAUAUCCCUUGCUGCUCUUCGAAAACUUGUCUUGGAAGUCGAGACAUUCUCAAUGGGAGAAGAAGAACUUCGAUAUGCCCACUACGCUGCUCAAAACCCUUCAAACGUAUCCACUCCACAAUAUCAAAGUGUAGAUGCGCUCAUGCCUGUACAAGAGAUUCCCGAAGAAUUGGAAUGGCAAGCGGAAGAAACGGUUUUUGGAUUUGACGAGUUGGAGACACCAUCGUUAAGAGCCGACUCGGGACCACUGUCAUCCCCUGUUCAUCGAUCACGGUCCUCCUCGUCAAACGGUGGCUCCUUACCUCCUACACCUCAACUUGUAGCUGAAGGUGGACUUACUCUACCUAAUCAACAAUAUCAUCAACACCAUCAUUUCUUCGAAGCACUGAAAGGAGUAACUUCUUCAUCAAUAUCAGAGUUGCGAGUAAAUCCCAUAUCGCCUGAUAUCGCCUUGGCAACAUCCCCGAAUCCUUUCUUUAGAUAA
This is a messenger RNA of Kwoniella shivajii, 1302 nucleotides long. RefSeq lists its product as uncharacterized. Gene Ontology annotation, molecular function: protein serine/threonine kinase activity; ATP binding. Bases 1 to 1302 code for a protein of 433 amino acids. The transcript has 3 exons. NCBI's taxonomy places the organism in Eukaryota, Fungi, Basidiomycota, Tremellomycetes, Tremellales, Cryptococcaceae. Gene Ontology annotation, biological process: intracellular signal transduction; protein phosphorylation. The record is from RefSeq and is a predicted model, not a curated record.